AUGAGGAAGCAUAAGCUUUCAGCAGUCCCUCACUCAGCACACAGGCUUUCUCCCAUACUUGGUUCCUGUACAUUACUCGUUCAGCUUCAUAAAGGACACCUACCUGGAAAACGGAAAACUAUACGGAUUAAUUUGAACAACAGGAUCUUAUCUAAGGCUUCCCCUAUCUACACACCGAUACUCCGGGUGCUGCCCCAGCUCUGCUGGGAGGUGCCCCACCGCUUCCACGGCCCCGACGGGCUCUGCCGGGUCGUCAAGCACCUGCAGGUCUUCGGCAUGUUCGCCUCGGCGUACAUGCUGGUGGCCAUGACCGCCGACCGCUACAUCGCCGUCUGCCACCCGCUGAAGACGCUGCAGCAGCCCACCAAGCGCUCCUACGGGAUGAUCGCGGCCGCCUGGGCGCUCAGCCUGCUGCUCAGCACCCCGCAGUACUUCAUCUUCUCCCUCAGCGAGGUGGAGCGCGGCUCGCAGGUCUACGACUGCUGGGCGCACUUCAUCAUGCCCUGGGGACCCCGCGCCUACAUCACCUGGAUCACCGGCGGCAUCUUCGUCGCGCCCGUCCUCAUCCUCAUCAAUUCUGAAAACACUGCGACUACCGUCACGGCUCUGUUGGCCAGUCUGAACAGUUGCUGUAACCCGUGGAUCUACAUGUUCUUCAGCGGGCACCUCCUGCAAGACUGCAUACAGAGCUUCCCUUGCUGCCAAAAAAUAAAGCAAACGCUGAGUAAAGAAGAUUCAAACAGCAACAGCAGGCGACAGACUUCCGUUACCAACAACAGAAGCCCAACCCACAGCUUGAACACCUGGAGAGAGUCACCCCACUCCAAAUCAACCAGCUUCAUCCCCAUUCCAACCUGA
Pygoscelis adeliae (Adelie penguin) is the source of this 858-nucleotide messenger RNA. It is a transcript of the gene AVPR1A, whose product is annotated as arginine vasopressin receptor 1A. Gene Ontology annotation, biological process: positive regulation of vasoconstriction; regulation of systemic arterial blood pressure by vasopressin; G protein-coupled receptor signaling pathway. The coding region runs from base 1 to 858 and encodes 285 amino acids. The record is from RefSeq and is a predicted model, not a curated record. The transcript is spliced from 5 exons. Gene Ontology annotation, molecular function: peptide binding; vasopressin receptor activity. NCBI's taxonomy places the organism in Eukaryota, Metazoa, Chordata, Aves, Sphenisciformes, Spheniscidae. Gene Ontology annotation, cellular component: membrane.